ACCAGGCAGUGCAGGCUGUUGAGGCAUAUCUCCCAUACCCAAGAUCCACCCAGCCAGCCUAUCUGUCUACCCCUCCCGCAUGACUGGUGGGCAGGGCUGCCUCCAGCCAGAAUGCUCCUCGCUCCCCUUGAUCAGGGCAGAUUCAAGCACACAGACCAGAAACUGCAGCAUGUCACAGAGUCCCAGCCAGCCAGAAGUCCCUGCAAAAGGACAAGGCACUCCAGAUGCUCCCCCAGAGGAGCCCCCCUGUGCUGAACUGAAAGCCAACUUUGAAAAAUGCGUUAAAGAGAAGGGAGAAGAGGCAUGCAAGGAACUGCUGGAGACAUAUCAUUCCUGCUUGCGGGCACUGGGCAUAGCUCACCCGAAUCUAAAAAACGGUCCCUAGGUGAGUGUCCCUAUAUUGUUUGGACUUAGGGGUAAAAGGUUUGGUGGCAGCAUUCAAUGGGAACACAGCUGCAAUAUAGAAUAGCUGGGUUAUGGGGAAUUCACUUAGUCAGAAAGAGGGAGUGUG
Molecule: messenger RNA, 511 nt
Organism: Pseudonaja textilis
Lineage: Eukaryota; Metazoa; Chordata; Lepidosauria; Squamata; Elapidae
Source: RefSeq, a predicted model, not a curated record